Anopheles funestus (African malaria mosquito) is the source of this 1142-nucleotide messenger RNA. Its product is annotated as vacuolar protein sorting-associated protein 26C. The transcript has 3 exons. Gene Ontology annotation, biological process: intracellular protein transport. The coding region runs from base 147 to 1046 and encodes 299 amino acids. NCBI's taxonomy places the organism in Eukaryota, Metazoa, Arthropoda, Insecta, Diptera, Culicidae. Gene Ontology annotation, cellular component: endosome. The record is from RefSeq and is a predicted model, not a curated record.
AUGUUUUGUUUGUGUUCGUACAGCAAAUUUUGCUGGAACUCUUAUCAGUGCAAGGGAUUGUGUGUUUUUUAGGACAUGGAUUUGGGGUGUUGAAAAAUCAGAAUCUUGUACGUAGGACAUUCGCAGUUGCUGCGUAAAUACACGAGAUGUCAAUUACUGUAGAAAUUAAGCUUCGCCGAGCGAAUAAAGUUUACUACGAAGGGGAAACGGUUUCGGGAGUGGUUCAGAUCGUUUGUGGAUCCGAAACGAAGCAUGACGGUAUUGUGCUCACACUGGAAGGCUCGGUGAACCUUCAAAUCAGCAACAAGAAUGUGGGAAUCUUCGAAGCAUUGUACAACAGUGUCAAACCGAUCACCCUCCUCAACCAGCACUCCGAUCUUGCACCGUCCGGGAAGCUACCCAUCGGUACGAGCGAAUUUCCAUUCGAAUUUCCUCUCAUCUGUCCGAAAGAACCGAAAACGCUGUACGAAACGUAUCACGGUGUGUUCGUUAACAUCACGUACAUGCUGCGGUGUGACAUCAAGCGUAGCUUUCUGGCCAAAAGUGUGCAAAAGACGCAACAGUUCAUCAUCCAGUAUCGGCCAGUAGUGGAACGUCCCGCAAAGGAGGUACAAUUCUCGAUCAGUCCCGACACGCUACAAAAAACGGCAAAGGAACGCAUUUCUAUUCCACGGUUUCUGAUUUCCGGCACGCUCGAUUCGACUGACUGUUGCGUUACGAAACCAUUCACCGGAAGCGUGACGGUGCAUCAUACGGAGGUGGCCAUUAAGUCGAUCGAAAUACAGCUGGUGCGGGUGGAAACGUGCGGCUGUGCCGAGGGUUAUUCGCGUGACCCAACCGAGAUACAGAACAUUCAGAUUGCGGACGGCAAUGUGUGUCCGAAGGUGGCGAUACCGAUCUACAUGACGCUGCCAAGGCUGUUCACAUGUCCCACGUUGAUAACAAAGAAUUUUAAAGUUGAAUUUGAAGUGAAUCUCGUUAUAAUUUUCGGUGAUGAUUAUCUGGUGACGGAAAACUUUCAAAUACUCCUGAACAGAACGGCGUAAAGUAUGUUUUGGCAGGAGAAGUUGUCCUCAUUCCAACGGUUUGAUUUUCGAAAGCAAUAAAAUAAUCAGUGAAACACCUACACUCGGUAAGAUGAA